CUUUCUCCUAAAACCCUUCGCCACCGAACCAAAACCCUCUCUCUUCUCCCUCACCAUCGGCGGCUCUCAGUAAACACCGCCCUUCUUCCUUUUUUCCAGUUCAUUCUUCUUCAAAGAGCACGUCAGCCGCCAGAGCUCUUUCUUGAUUCUCCCCCAAUUCUUAUAUCUUUUCCAUCAAUCCAAUCACACACAGCGUCAUACACGCGCGUCUUUCUCAAUAUCUUUCCAUUGCCGAGAUUGCCCAAGGAGCAACUCCGUCUAGCUCCAAUCUUCACCAAACAAGUAAUCUUGGGGCCAGCAUUUUCCUGAAUUGGAUUUUUCUUGUUUAGAAUUUAUUAGUGCGGGGCUGAUCAGAAUUUUUGGGUUGACGAAUGAUGGGAAUAUACUUUAUUAGGGCAGUUAUUUUCGAGUUUUAGAGAUGCGAGCCGAGUUCAAUUACUGCUGAAGUCCAAAACCCUUUAGUUUGAUAAACCCGUCAUUCACGCUACUGUCGAUAGUACGUAUUGCCUUUUCACUUGGGAGUUUGGGUUCUUAUUAAUGGCUUCCGCUAAUCCGGGGACUGAAACUACAAAUGAAUCUUCGAGCUCAAAUGAGCCCCGUAUUGAACCUUUACGGAUGCCAUCCAUGGAGGAAAUUCGAGCCCAAGAUAUUUGGAACAAUUGUGCUGUUCGAAGUGUGGCUAGCGGAGUAAUGGGAGGUGGGCUGGGACUGUUCAUGGGUCUUUUCCUAGGUGCAUUGGAGAACCCAAUAAUGCAAGAUGAAAUGACUGCUAAGCAGCAAUUUAUUUACACAGCAAAGCAGAUGGGGCGAAGGAGUUGGGGUUCAGCCAAAGCAUUCGCUGUUAUGGGAUUGAUUUUCUCAGCCGCUGAGUGUGUUGUUGAGAAGGCAAGAGCAAAGCACGACAUGACAAAUACUGUUGUUGCGGGGUGUGCAACUGGAGGCGCAAUGUCAGCGAAAGGUGGUCCCAAAGCAGCUUGUGCUGGUUGUGCUGGUUUUGCAGCAUUCUCAGUUCUCAUUGAGAAAUUCUUGGAUAGGCAUAGUUGAGCAAACAUGUAUUCUGGUUUCAUUUUGUGAAAUUAAUUUAUUUCAAGUUUGGAAGCGGAACCGACAGCUUCAUCGGCUAGUUCAUCACUAUUCUUCCCGGAUCUUCUUUGCCCCUUUUUGCAAUUUAGUCGAUUCGAUACAGUCCCCAUUUAAUAAGUGGGACAUGCUAUUGAGAUAAGAAUUUGUAUUAUCUCCUAUUAUAAAUUUCAGUUUUGAUCAAUAUUAUUUGAUUAAUACAUGCUCUCCGAUGUUGGACUUCUGGUCAAUA
Molecule: messenger RNA, 1312 nt
Organism: Carica papaya (papaya)
Lineage: Eukaryota; Viridiplantae; Streptophyta; Magnoliopsida; Brassicales; Caricaceae
Product: Mitochondrial import inner membrane translocase subunit Tim17/Tim22/Tim23 family protein
Biological process (GO): protein insertion into mitochondrial inner membrane
Cellular component (GO): TIM22 mitochondrial import inner membrane insertion complex
Molecular function (GO): transmembrane protein transporter activity
Source: RefSeq, a predicted model, not a curated record